AUGUCGCCGUCGACAGUCCGCAACAAGGUCACCCCGCCUUAUCAAAGACCAGAUCUACACAUCCAUGGCAUUGGUGUUGAAUAUCCUCCCUACGAAAUCCGGCCGGAGCACCUGGCCACUCUGGCCAGGCGCUUUUAUCCCAGCUCCCCAGCCCUCGACAAGGUGCUGACCAUCAACGAGUACACCGGCAUUGACUCUCGUUCAGCCAUUGGAAAUAUCGACCAUCCUAUCGCCAAUACGCCCGAGGCCCCCACCAUCGCCCAACAGUGUGACCUCUUCUUCGAUCAUGGAAUAAAGCUGUCCGUGGCAGCUUGUCGCAAGGCGUUGGAGCAAUGGGGAGGUGACCUGUCCGAGAUCACCCAUGUCGUCGCCACCACCUGCACCAAUUCCGCCAAUCCUGGCUAUGAUCAUUAUGUGGUCAAGGAGCUCGGUCUCAAUCUCGGCAUAGAGAAAGUCUUGCUGCACGGAGUGGGCUGUUCCGGUGGGCUAGCAGCCUUGCGAACGGCUGCCAACAUCGCUCUUGGCUCGAGUUUUCGACGAAAACCGGCGCGGAUACUCGUCUUGGCCUGCGAGAUCUCGAGCACACUCGUACGGUCAGAGUUGGAUUCUAUCCACAAGAAUCAAGAGGUCAGGAUAGGUGUGACGCUCUUCAGCGACUGCGCAUCGGCCGUGGUACUAGGCAACGGGUUCAGCGAUCGCUAUGACGAGGAGCCCAUAUUGGAGCUGCUCGGUUGGGACCACAGAAUCAUUGAGAAUAGCGAGAAGGACCUAGGAUUCAACGUGGAUCCACUCGGUUGGAAGGUCGUGUUGACGCAGAGAGUCCCGAAACUCGCGGCGGCCGCUGUCCCCGCGAUGUUUGACGAUCUGGUCGGAUCAAUCCCCGAGCUCGUCGACCUGGGCAAAUUCCAAGCGUCCGAGUAUGACUGGGCUCUUCAUCCUGGCGGAUCUACCGUCAUCACCGGCGUGGAAAAGGCCAUGCGUCUGCAGCCCGAACACCUCCGAGCGAGCUAUGAGAUAUACAUCAGUCAUGGCAACAGUUCCAGUGCCACCAUCUUUAGCGUCAUGAACCGACUCAUCGAAGGAGACACGACGGAUCACAUCGUGGGUUGUGCCUUUGGUCCCGGGAUUGCCGUGGAGAUGAUGAUGUUCAAACGAAGCCAUAAAGAUUCGAGUUCUGGAACCGAGAGUCCCACCGAGACUUUGGUGGCAGAAGAUGUUGAUUGA
Molecule: messenger RNA, 1224 nt
Organism: Capronia epimyces CBS 606.96
Lineage: Eukaryota; Fungi; Ascomycota; Eurotiomycetes; Chaetothyriales; Herpotrichiellaceae
Exons: 3
Coding region: 1-1224 (407 amino acids)
Biological process (GO): polyketide biosynthetic process
Molecular function (GO): acyltransferase activity, transferring groups other than amino-acyl groups
Source: RefSeq, a predicted model, not a curated record